UUCGUAUUCCACAUUCUAUCUCACAAAAAUAACACAUUGAUUCCCGCAAUACUUAUGCAGGUAUUAUUUAUGAGGAAAACAAUUAAAGGAGCAACCAAAUGUUGUAUUAACUAAUGUUGAUUUUUAAGUGGAAACUAAAUCUCCUGAAAUCUCAACCAAACAUUGUGUAGACUUAUGCUGGUUUUUAUGUGAAAAUUAUAUCUCCCAAAACUUAAACCAAACGACCCCUUAAUUUCUCUCUCCUCUUGCAGGAUAUGAUUGAAAAAUGUGUUGGAGAUAAAAGAUACUCAUGUAAGAGAGGUAAUGACACCUCUUGUUGAUGAUGUUGCAAUCGAUGCCAGUGCAACAUUAGUUGAUUUCAAUAGUUUGUGGGUGAAACAUCAGUACUCCAGGGUGCCUGUUUUUCAGCAACGUAUAGAUAAUAUCGUUGGCAUUGCAUAUGCUAUGGAUCUCCUAGAUUAUGUACAAAAGGGAGAAAUGCGGGAAAGUUCUAUUGUGGGAGAUAUGGCACAUAAACCUGCAUACUUUGUUCCCGAUUCUAUGUCAGUGUGGAACCUUCUUAGAGAGUUCCGGAUCAGAAAGGUACACAUGGCUGUUGUUCUUAAUGAAUAUGGAGGAACAAUUGGAAUUGUAACCCUUGAAGAUGUGGUCGAGGAGAUUGUUGGUGAAAUCUUUGACGAAAAUGAUUCAAAAGAGGAAAUCCAGAAAAAAAAAAAACUGGCUAUAUCGUCAUGCGGGCUGAAGGAAUAUACGAUGUUGAUGCAAACACCUCCAUUGACCAGCUCUCUGAAGAUCUCAAUAUUAAAAUGCCAGAGGACCAUCAGUAUGAGACAGUCUCUGGUUUUGUCUGUGAAGCAUUUGGAUAUAUUCCAAGGACAGGUGAGACGAUUAAGGUUAUACUGGAAAGGGGAAAUGGAGACGGACAACAAUUACAACAGCACAGAAUCUGAUCGAGCAGACCAAAAUGAGAAGAACCAAAAUUUUAAGCUUGAGAUAUUAGCAGGGAAUGCUAGAAAGGUCAGUGCUGUUCGGUUUGAACGGAUAAGCGAUGAUGUAGAAAUAGAGACCAAUGAGGUAACACGCCUCGUUCCCAAAAUUAUGACUAGGAAGCGGAAAAGUAAUGGAGGUUCAGAUCGAAACAAUCACAACGACAUCUCUUUUAUGGAGAGCAGAGAUCAUGAGGAUGACCAUUCCAACAAUUUUGUUAUGGCUGAACGCGAGGACAACCAUGAUAUUGCAAAUAAACAAUAAUUCCAUGAGUUAUUGCAUUCUUUACUUAAAUUUGAAUGUAAAUGCCGGUUCAGUUUUUGAAUGGUGUUCAAGUUCCAUACUGGAAAAGGUUGUUUUGCCCAAGUACUUUUGUCAAGUGUCAGUUGCUAUUAUGCAAUGUCAAUGUCACAUAGUUCGACCUGAUUAUGUUAUCCUUGUGCAUUUAGGGUGAAAGAGGUGUCUUAAGCUGGAUGUAAAGAAUGUAUUUUGCUUAUAGUUUUUGAAUCCCAUACCUAGUCUAGUAUGUUUUUUUUUUUUAAUCCAUAGUAAUCCAUUUCCUUUAUUAUGGUUAAUCGGUUUUUUUUGUGCUUUACAAAUUUAUUUUUUGUUUAUGUUUUUUUUACAAGAGAUUUUUAUUUUCACACGUAAGAGAUUUGAAGGUUCAUUUUCGUCUAUUCAAAUUCUCUAGAUUCUCCAGGCGCCUACUUAAUUUCCUCCAGAUCAAGUUCAUGGUUAUAUGAGGAUGAAGCAUAAAUUAAUGUAAAAAUCCAUUAGAAUUGCACCGAAUGAUACUUUUGAACCCAUAUUGUUAAAUAAUUAUGGAUUUUAACACUAAGAAUAUUUAACAGAUCAAUUGGUUUUGUAGCCUUUUACAAAAUAAUUUUCUGACCUUAUC
Messenger RNA from Lycium barbarum (goji berry), 1885 nucleotides. RefSeq names its product putative DUF21 domain-containing protein At3g13070, chloroplastic. The record is from RefSeq and is a predicted model, not a curated record. The transcript has 8 exons. Lineage: Eukaryota; Viridiplantae; Streptophyta; Magnoliopsida; Solanales; Solanaceae. The coding region runs from base 304 to 1251 and encodes 315 amino acids.